UAUGAGGAAAAUCACAUAAUAAAGAGAGAGAAAUUUGCUUCUAGCAUGGUUCCAUGUAAAUUCGUACAUUUCUUAAUCCUUGUUUUCAACUUGUUUGUUUUGUAUUGUUGUACUUUAAAUUUUUGUUUAAAUAGAGUUUCAUAUAAGUGAGAGAACUACUGCUGGAUACCAGAUAUAAUCCUUUUGA
Molecule: messenger RNA, 187 nt
Organism: Paramecium octaurelia
Lineage: Eukaryota; Ciliophora; Oligohymenophorea; Peniculida; Parameciidae
Source: the annotation of a GenBank genome assembly